Rhineura floridana is the source of this 7151-nucleotide messenger RNA. RefSeq names its product TSC complex subunit 1 (gene TSC1). NCBI's taxonomy places the organism in Eukaryota, Metazoa, Chordata, Lepidosauria, Squamata, Rhineuridae. The record is from RefSeq and is a predicted model, not a curated record. Gene Ontology annotation, cellular component: TSC1-TSC2 complex. The transcript is spliced from 24 exons. Gene Ontology annotation, biological process: negative regulation of TOR signaling; regulation of cell cycle; negative regulation of cell population proliferation. Bases 333 to 3824 code for a protein of 1163 amino acids.
AAGGCGGCGGAGGGAUCCCUGGGAGGACGCCAGUGAGGGAGGAAGGGCCAAGAUGGCGGCGCCCUGUGGGUUAGAAGAGUCCUGAGUGGUAAACAGCUGAGGGGAGGAGGAGGAGAAGGAGGAGGGGGAACCCAAGGUGGCGUACAAGCAUGGUGUUCUCCCUCCAGAUUUUAUCCUCCCAACAACCCUGUGAGUUUGGUGAUCAUGAAAAGGGUCGGAUUUAUAGCAGUGGAAAGAGGUCGGGAUAACAGUGAGACGGGAGCGCCAAUGAGGAACCGGUAGAGGUUGCGCAGUUACAGUAGCAUGCACGGAAGCACAUAGCUGGAAGAAGGAUGGCUCAGCAAGCGAAUGUUGGCGAUCUCCUCGCCAUGCUUGAUUCUCCAGACCUGGUUGUCCUGGAAGAUAUAACGGCUGCAUUUAGAGAGAACCUAAAUUCAGACCGUGGGCCUAUGCUUGUAAACACCUUGGUGGAUUACUACUUGGAAACCAGUUCCCAGCAAGCAUUGCACAUCCUGUCCACACUGCAGGAGCCACACGACAAGCACCUUCUGGACAAAAUCAAUGAAUAUAUGAGCAAACCAAUGACCCGCCUCUCCACUCUCUCCCUGCUUGGCCAUGUGAUCAGGCGUCAGCCAUCUUGGAAACAUAAGCUUUCUCAAGCACCCGUCCUGCUUUCGUUGCUUAAGUGUCUCAAGACUGACACGGAUGUCGUGGUCCUCACUACGGGUGUGCUAGUGUUGAUAACGAUGCUGCCAAUGAUCCCCCAGUCUGGGAAGCAGUACCUUCACGACUUCUUUGGAAUCUUUGGCCGCCUCUCUUCCUGGAACUUGAAGAACCCAGGUCAUGUCGCAGAGAUCUACCGAGUCCACCUCCAUGCCAGUGUCUAUGCCCUCUUUCACCGCCUUUAUGGAAUGUACCCCUGUAACUUCGUCUCUUUUCUGCGCUCUCACUACAGUAUGAAGGAAAACUUGGAGACCUUCGAAGAGGUAGUCAAGCCAAUGAUGGGACAUGUGCGCAUCCAUCCAGAGCUAGUGACUGGAUCCAAGGAUCAUGAGCUGGACCCUCGAAGGUGGAAGAGACUAGAAACCCAUGACGUUGUGAUAGAAUGUGCCAAAAUCUCCCUGGACCCAGCAGAAGCCUCCUACGAAGACGGCUCCUGUUCAGCAUCCCAGCAGUUGUGUUCUCACUUACAGCAUCGUCCUGCCGACCUGGAUGCCAGCUCUUACGUUACUGCGCACAGUAGCUUUGGAGCUUCAACUUCUACCCCUUUCUCCAAUUCUCGGCUAGCGCUAUCGCAAGUGUCAGGGCAGCUGCCUCAGAUCCUGAGCUCCCAGUCCUCGUGCCUGUCCACUGAGCCACAGCAGGUCACCUUCUGGAGCCCUUCUGCAGUUUGUGGCAUGACCACUCCCCCCACCUCCCCUGGCAUCGCGUUGGAGUCUUCUCAUCCCUCAUCCCAGCCGUACAGCAAGUUCUUUAGCACACCUGUCGGGAAAGGAACCCCUUUAGGAACGCCUGCCACCUCCCCCCCUCCAUUGUGCAUUUCAGAUGAAUUUGUCCACGUUUCGGUUCCUCCAGCUCCUACUGCACCUCCAAGAAAGGAGGACAAUGCAGAUCCUGGGCGGCCUUCGUUAUCCCGACAGCAAAAUGUCACAAACAGCUUGAGAACUCUGGACUCCCACGGCAGUAAAAGUUCGGUAACUUUAAGUGAUCUUCCUGGCAUCUUGGGAGACCUGGAGGCCUCUUUUGAAGAUAGUGGCGAAAAGGACCGAGAAGAAGAUGCCAUAUCCAAAGAGAUCUCCGAGAUCACCACAGCUGAUGCUGGGCCCAUGGUACCUCGGGGAGGCUUUGACUCUCCUUUUUACUACCUGAACGAGAGCCUCUCCAGCUCUAAGAAAUCCCAGCUGGCAGCUUCGAGCGCACAGGGGCCGAUCCCAAACUCUGAGCUCCUGACAUCAUCGGUUGUGGACCAAUCUGGGCUCGAGAUCUCACAGGAUACACCUAAGCAAGCCUUCACGCCCAUAGACCGGCCCAGCCGAGACCCCGAGGAUCAUCCUGCCGGGAGCAGGGAAAGCCGGGUGUCUCUGGAGCCUGGCAUUGUCACCCCCAGCCCAUGCAAGAUCCCAGCCCGCAAGAGGAUGGGUUUUGGGGGUGAGCUGCCUCCUGAUUAUGAACACCUGUUCGAAGUGGCGCUGCCGAAGACCGCCUACCUUUUUGUCAGCAAGAAGACGGAAGAGCUGCUCAGGAAGGUGGGCCGUGACGAAGAAGGCUCUUUCUCCACCUCGCCCCUGGAAGUGCUGGAUCGGCUCAUCCAGCACGGAGCAGAUGCCCACAGCAAGGAGCUGAACAAAUUACCAUUGCCAAGCAAGUCAGCCGACUGGACUCACUUCGGGGGCUCUCCUCCUUCGGACGAGAUCCACACUCUCCGCAACCAGCUGCGCUUGCUGCAUAAUCAGCUGUUGUACGAGCGCUUCAAGAGGCAGCAGCAUGCACUCCGGAACCGGCGGCUCCUGCGGAAAGUGAUCAAGGCGGCCGCCCUGGAGGAGCACAACGCGGCUAUGAAAGACCAGCUGAGGCUGCAGGAGAAGGACGUCCACGCCUUGAAGCUCAGCCUGCAGAAGGAGCAGGCCAAGAGCCGCCGGUUCCAGGAAGAGCAUGACGGCGUGGUGGCUCAGCUCCACAGUCAGAUCCGCCAGCUGCAGCACAAGCGGGAGGAGUACUACAGCCAGAGCCAGGAGCUGAAGACCAAACUGGAAGACUGCUACAACGUAAUCGCUGACCUGCGGCUGGAGCUGAAGAAAGCCAACAACAAGGUGUGCCACACGGAACUGCUGCUGAGUCAAGUUUCGCAGAAGCUUUCUAACAGCGAGUCAGUUCAGCAGCAGAUGGAGUUCUUGAACAGGCAGCUCUUGGUACUCGGAGAGGUGAACGAGCUGUAUUUGGAACAGCUUCAGCAUAAGCACGCCGACACGACAAAGGAAGUAGAAACUAUGCAGACAGCCUUCCGGAAAGAUCUGGAGAAAGCCAAGUGUUAUGUCCAGCAACAGAGUCAGCAGCUGGAAGCAUCUCAGAAACGGAUAGGUGAACUGGAAUCUCAGCUCGCAAAGAGAGACCACCUCUUGCUGGAGCAGAAGAAGUACUUGGAGGAUGUUAAAGUUCAAGCCAGAGGCCAACUCCAAGCCUCUGAGAGCCGAUACAAGGUGCAGAAAAGGAUUACGCAGGCAUUCGAGUUGGAGAUAUUAGGUCUGUAUGGUCGCCUGGAGAAUGACAGGUUGUUGAGGACACGUGAGGAUGACAAAAUGGAAGCAGCUGAAUCCGAAGGAAGGCUGACCGGCGUUAACGAAAGUAGCACCGUCUCUGUCGUAGGCCGCAGUGAAGAAACGGCGGAGAGAAAUGGCGAGACCAAACCCCCCGCCGGCGCCCGGGGUGGGGGUGGCAGCAGCAGUGAGGUGUCCACUCCUGAAAAGCUCCCCAGCCAGCGAGCCGGGCAGUUCAGCAGCCGCUGGGAGGCGUCUGUGCUGCUGGAGCCCACCCCCGGGGGUGGCCCGCCCACGGUGGGCUCCUUCCCAAGCUCCGAGAGCUUCCUGGGCAUGAAGGCGCGGGAGCUGUUCCGCAACAAGAGCGAGGGCCAUUGCGAGGAGGACGGUGUGGCCCUCAACAGCCUCUGUGACCCUUUAAAGGCCAGACUCUGUAAAGACCCCCGUGUGGAGGCAGCCAAGGCCCCUCCGAGCCCCGAGGACCCCGCUCCCUCCCCCAGGAACCCGGAAACCAGUGUUGGACAGCUUCACAUAAUGGACUACAAUGAAUCACAUCAUGGCCAUAGCUAAAAAGGAAGAGAGAGUCGAAAUCAGUGUUAACUUUUUCAUAUUCUUGGCAUAGAACAGGGAGGCGCUGGUGCACCCUUUAACUAAAAGCUUUCAGGUUUUGUGGGUCUAGAGCCACCAGCUCGCACAACGGAAACGGGACUGAUUGUUUGCGGACUUGGCUGAAACGAAUACAGAACGGGUCUCCCGGGCCUGGAAAUAUAGAAGAGCUCAGUCUAAUCCCCCCCUUUGCCACUCUUUGAAGUCUCCCUGCAGAACAUUCUCGCUUUGAUGGGGCAGUGCCUCGACUUUCCCCAAGCCUUUGAUCCCCUCCCACCUUUUCUUGGCCUCUCCCUCAGAGGUUGCAUCCAACGAACUUACGUGCAAUAUGAGAAGUUCAGCUUAACCACCCCGUGAAGUGUGGUGGUGUGCUGAGCUGCAGAGCGAAGCACCAGCGGUUCCCAUUCAGGGCAGGUGGGGGAUGCCUGCCUUCUUCCUCCUGGUGAACUUGGGUUAACUGUUCUUGAGGAAAUCCCUGAAGAUAUGUACUUUUUUUUUUAAGUGCAGUCAUUUGAUGACAACUUGGCUCUUUACCCUUUCUUAAUUGGUCUCUCUUCUCCACCCCACCCCACCCUUUUCCAAAGCACGCUCGUCGGGAGUAGGCGGGACUUUGCUCUCGUGAUGACAUGACUUAAAUGGUGCCCAUCAGCAUUGGGAAAAUCACAUGACUCUCCCCCCCCCCCGCACGCCUUUCUGCCCACUCAACUGUUGUCUGUGCUGUCCUUAACAUUUCUACGUAUGAACCAAACUUUUUUUUUUUCAGUCGAUCCUUUUGAGAAACUGGAACGCCUUAUGCAGGGGCUCUGGGUCUUGUUUGAAAUGCUCCUUCCCCCCCCCAUUUUAUAUUUUGCCCCAUUGUUAGCUUGAUAAGCUGGUGCUGAGCUGACAUCCGUUUGUGUGGGUUCCCUCUCCUCCCCCCCCUCUCCGGAGUGGAAGCGAAAGCCAGGGCUUUUCCAAUGGAAGCAGGCGGUGAUUUCCGGUGAGUUCUGUGGGUGGGCUUGGAACUUCCCCAGAGCUUUCAGAAACGUGAGUGCCUCUCCUGCGUCGGGAGAGCCCUCUGUGUGCAUGGUGUUCUGUCCAUCAAAACCAGGAGAGGCCCCUCUUUGUGAUGCAGCCCGCUCGCUCUUUUUAUUGUGUUGCUUUUGCCCACCCCCUUGUUUCCAAGCAAGAGGUAGUUGUUUCUUGUUGGCUGCCCAGUCCAUCGCCCGGUACUGGAUUAGAAGCCCUCUUCCCCUCCCUAUUCAUUCCCUGACAAAUGGGGGCAUCUGAAGAGGCAGGGAGAGGAUGUCGCUGCCUCAUCUCAGACGUGGCGUGUGACUCGAAACCGAGACCCAACUCUGUGCUGGGUUUGUCGUUCUCCCGAUGUAAAGGGAUGCCUGCAUUGGGAUGCACUGCAGAAAAAGCUGUAUUUACUUGCCCUGACACCCCCCCCCCCCAUGGCGGAUCCACAGCUGGACCCUUGGAUUCCUCUUUUGCCUUUCCUGGUGUGGUACAUCCUGCAUUGCAAGUAACUUCCUUGCGUCGACAUCCUUGCCUCAUAUUCGGUGGGAAAGCAUUCGACGUUGGGAUCUUGUCUAUAGCUCGACUUCCCAGCAGCCACGUGUGACACUUAAAGCUCGCUCUCGGUGCAGCCUCCAGUCUCUGAAAACAACUGACUGGUUCUUACCCCAUCCCCGAAAUCUCUCUCUCUCUCUCUCUCUCGGCCAUUCUAAUCCAAGAAAGAGCUGCAGAGAUUUCUCCCUGUACCAAAGAUGCCAUCACGUUUCCCCUCUUCAGUGGUCCUGUGUACAUUUCUAUUGGAACCUGUUUUUUUUUUUUAAUAUCUCGUAGGUUCUCCUUCUGAAAGUUCCUUCCCCUUUCAGAAAUAAAUAAAUGGUGAGUUUGGCUGGCUUGCAUUCAGAAGCCUCAAAGAAUUAUUGGAAGAGCAGGAAGUUUAGAAGAAAAAACCCUGCAAGAGCAAAGCCAGGGUUUGACGGUGAUGUGUGUACAUGUCAUUGCGUGUGACGUAGUGGUGGUAGAUUUGUAGCACAGGAGUUGGAAGAUAGUCCAGGGAUGUUCUCUCCCCCCCCCCAAGUCCUUUCUAAAGCCCGCUCUGUGGCUGGGCUUAAUACCUGUAGCAGGAGGUGGCGGCAGCAGCAACAGCCUCCCAGCGUGGCAGAGAGGACUGUACUACUUCAGGCUCGCUGUUGAACGCUCCUGUCCUUUUGAACACUCGCCUCUGCCACGCCCCUGUAGGAAAACUAGCAGGGAAAUCUUUUCUUCCUGAUGUGCUAGGUUUUCUUGAUCUGAUGAGAGGCGUUUCUCCUCCCCCCCCUUUUAGCUAGAGUAACAUUGCAAGUGUGAUGUUACCCUCUUCCUCCUUCUCAGUACAUUGGUACAGUCUCCCUUGACCCCUGUCCACAUUUUGCUGCAUAUGUCAAUUAGGCCCCAUGGGGCAGUGUCCUUCAGUCCUGCCUUACCCAGAUGAUGCUGGAGUGCAGCUCCCUUCAUCGCUGACCCUUGCCUGGGGAUGAUGGAAAUUGUUAUCCAGCAAUAUCUAGGGGGCCAAGGUUGAUGAACGCUGAUGAACACAUUUCCUCCGUCAGCUCUCCUCCCAUCCCAUAAUCUCCACAGAAUCAGUUCUUGGAUGUAGUUUGGCAAUUAGAUUAAAUCGUUUUCACUCUUCCCUUCCCCCCUGCAGACUUUUCUUCCUCAUUUACAAAAAGGGCCUUGUUUUUAACAGCAAAAAAUACCCACACUCUUUAAUUGAGAGAGCCUUUUGCUCUUAAAAAGGCCAGAGCACCUUGAAUAGCGUCAAGCUUAACCAGAAUCUCCAAGAGAUUCACUCCUUUACCCCUUCCCCCCCUCACAAUCACCAUGGACCACAGAAAUUAUGGAGGAACUGAUCUAUUGCCAUUGUUCAGCAAGUCUCUUUGAAUCAUGGAUGUAGCAGGAAAGAAAGAAAAAUCUCAUUGGUAAAGCUGGAAAUGAUUUGUUUUUUUUAAAAAAAACUGACUGCUUUUAGUUAAAUCUAAAAAGAAUAGCUCUCCGUUGAAGGGUUGACAUUGUUUCCUGACUGGCUCUUUGUAAGCAUGAUUAAAAAUAAUUGACAUUUAAAAAAAAAACAGAAAAUGCCAUAAAUAUGAAAUGGUAAUAUGAAAUGGUACAAUCUAAGCUGCAAGAGAAGUUUAAAAAAAACCAUGAAAACAAAUGGAGAAGUGUUCUGCUGUCCUUACUAGAAUGUUCUAAUAUGUCACGGCAGUUGCUUGUGUUUAACUGUGAACAAAAUAAAAAGAAACGUAUUGUUUUGCA